Molecule: messenger RNA, 2922 nt
Organism: Astyanax mexicanus (Mexican tetra)
Lineage: Eukaryota; Metazoa; Chordata; Actinopteri; Characiformes; Acestrorhamphidae
Product: I-BAR_IMD_IRSp53 and SH3_Irsp53_BAIAP2L domain-containing protein
Exons: 15
Coding region: 256-2172 (638 amino acids)
Biological process (GO): positive regulation of actin filament polymerization; actin crosslink formation; actin filament bundle assembly
Cellular component (GO): cytosol; nucleoplasm
Molecular function (GO): cytoskeletal adaptor activity; protein binding
Source: RefSeq, a predicted model, not a curated record
GGGAGAGGGGGACAUUUAGCCAGUGCUGAGUUUUUACUACCCCCCACAAUUGGAGGCGAGGAGCAGCAGAGGGGCAAAGUGGAGCGACCAAGGAGGAAAACCCUAACCUUUCUUACUAAAGAGCCAGAAAACAGCACUUACAGGAUUCGACAGGGAGGUCUCUGAUGAGCACAGAGAAGGUGUGUGUGGUGUUACUCUAACAUUUAGAGCUGCAUUCUGAUAGACAAAGGCUGGGCAGAUACUAAAAGCAGCACAAUGUCUCGAUCCGACGAGGUUAACAAAAUGACAGAAAACGUCUACAAGGGUAUCCUGGAGCAGUUUAACCCCAGUCUGAAGAACUUUGUCACCAUGGGAAAGCACUAUGAGAAAGCACUGACUGGAGUGACGGUUGCCGCUAAGGGCUACUUUGAUGCACUGGUCAAACUGGGGGAAUUGGCCAGUGACAGCCAAGGAUCCAAAGAACUGGGUGACACGUUGUUUCAGAUGGCUGAAGUGCACAGACAGAUCCAAGUGCAGUUAGAAGAUGUGCUGAAGCAGUUUCACUCUGAACUUCUCUCUCAGCUGGAGCAGAAGCUAGAUCUGGACAUUAAAUACCUUACAGCAACCCUUAAGAAGUACCAGAAUGAGCGCAAGUCGAAGUCGGAGUCUAUUGAACGCUGCCAAACACAGCUGAAGAAGCUGCGCAGAAAGAGCCAGGGUAGCCGUCACCCCAACAAGUAUGGAGAUCGAGAGAUGCAGCAUGUAGAGCUGAUGAGUCGCAAGCAGACCGAGUUGGAUACGUUGGUUGCUGUGGGUUACCGCUCAGCUCUGACAGAGGAAAGGAGGAGGUACUGCUUUCUGGUGGACCGCCAGUGCUCCGUCACAAAGCUGCUAAUCAACUACCACUGCAAGGUGCGAGAGCUGCUGUCCCAGAAGUUAUCAUCAUGGCAGCAGUCUUGCUCCCAGCCAACCAAACUCCCUGAACGAGCGCUCAACCUGCUGCGGCACACAGCCCCUCAAGGUACUGGGGCUGCUGGGAUAGCAGAGGUCCUCCGACAUGCCAAACUUGGCACUGCUCAGCCUGGGGAGCAGAGGUUGUCUGUACAGGAAGUCCCGCCCUUGCUUAAUGGUGAGGCCAGCAGUCGUUCACAACAGCAGCAGCGAGGCAGUCAGUCUGGCUCGGCUGACCUCAGUCCUGCCUCUCUCCCUACACCCACUGCAACCAGCACCCCGCAACACAUAUCGCCCAACGGCCCCGCCCAUAGUUCCAGUGCCUCCGCCAGCCCCGCCCAGUCCCAGUCCAGUCUGCAGUCUCCUCCUUCAUCCGUUUCUGCCUCUCUCUCUCUCAGCCCCGCCUCCCUGCAAGGCCUGAUUCUCCCUUCCAACGCCCCACAUAGUCCUCCUCUCCCCCACAGUGCACCUCUCUCUCGUGCCCUCACACCUGUGCCCUUUGCUCUCCAGCAGGGUGGUGCCACCUCUCCACCCACCCAUAAUCCUCUACUGUUUAAGGCUGCUGACCACUAUGCAACUUCAACAUUACCCUUGCCAAGGAGAGUGCCAAGUGAGUUACGCGCUGGGAUCUUCGGUUCCACACUUCCUCGGGUCCUCCCUCUCGCUCCUCCUCUUCGUGUUGAAGCGCUGUUCCCUCAUUCCCCGACCUCUUCUGAAGGAGGCCCUGGUGGAGAAAGAGGAGGAGGAUCCUGUCUGCUGUCCUUUCUCCCUGGAGACAUCCUAAGUCUGCUGAUCAGUGAGCCAAGAGAUGGAUGGCACUACGGGCAGAAUGAGAGGACAGGACGGAAAGGCUGGUUUCCUUUCUCCUACACCCAGCCGUUCUCAAGCACACCGGAACAGCAGGAUAUCAGUCUCCCCCUGCUGUCUAAGAUGAAUAGCACUAGUACAGGGCAACUGGACAGACUGCCCCCUGCUGGUGAGCUGAAGCAGGCAAGUCCAGACUCGGAGGAUGAUCGGAGUGUGGUGUCUCAGCGCAUCAGCACUUUUAGGCCGCGGCCUUACAGCAUGAUGAACCCUGACACCAGACAGCUCAGCCCCAGACUGUCUGCUCAGCUGGAGAAAGACAAACUGUCUGCUGAGCGCUCGUCUCCACCACCAUCUCCCUCAAGGACCAAUCCGUUUGCUCACAUUCGCCUGAGGAAAACAGUGACCAAUGACCGCUCGGCUCCUCUCAUUGAUUAGGUUUCUGUUUUUACAGUUUGAACCAGGCCAGGCUAAUUAAGAAGCCGUUUUUUUAUGAUAAUUUCAUCCAGGUUUCUGUGCCAACACUCAUAAACAAGCAUCUUGUUAUUCUCCAUCCUGUUCUUGUUAUCCCCAUUCUUGGCACUCCUUGUCUAACUCUGAUUUUCAAUGGCAGGAAUGAAUGGCGUUUUCACUUUCUGUGGUAAAGAUAUAUGCUGAGACCCCUAUACAUUUUGCUCUGUGUAGAUUUUGCUAACUCUGUUUUUGAGUUAUACUACUAGUAACUGAUGUGCAUAAGCUUGCAUAUACCAAUGUUCAUAGUCUGACUUAUUUUCAACCUUUGUAAUUCAGAGAAUCAAUUAGUGUACACAGAUGUACAUAAUGUUACCACUCAAUAUUGUGACUCUAUACAUAUCACAGUUGAUUUUUGAUAAAAAAAAAAUAAUAAUAAAAAAACAGUCGUAGACCUGGAGUGCCAAAUAUGGGCAUAAUGCUGAUUACAGAAUGGCACACGACUGCAAUACUGGUCAAUACUGUAGUAAUAGUAGUAUAGUGUAAAAGCACUGGAGCCAUACUGAUGGAGCGAUACAUUUAAAAUACAUCAACCUGGUUCCUGGGCAGUAUUCUAAAUCUGCAUAAACCAUACAUAUAUUUUUAUUAAAUUGUGUUAAUAGGAAACACAAAAUAUAACUCCUUGUAAGAGAAACACUUUUCCUGUAUGAUGACUGUAAUUUGGAAGUUAUUAUACUU